Molecule: messenger RNA, 2210 nt
Organism: Cuscuta europaea
Lineage: Eukaryota; Viridiplantae; Streptophyta; Magnoliopsida; Solanales; Convolvulaceae
Source: the annotation of a GenBank genome assembly
AUCGAGAGAAGUCAAAACAAGGCAAUGUGGACGGAAAUAGCGUCAUUGACAAUCUUUCGAGAACAAAACAACUGUCAACUGUGCACUUAAUAAUAACUAGAGAAAACAAAUGAAUGAUGGGCUGAACCGAAAAAUCUUUGGUCUGAAGUCAUCAUCACCGUCCUCACUUCUUGCCACACUCCAACCUCUCCUUCUUCUUGCAUUCGUUUUCUCUUUUACGCGAUUCCUCCGAUCCCCAUAUCCCACUUUUCUGAAGUCAAGGAGGUAGAAGAAGAAGAAGACAAUGGUCAAAAAGAUAUUCUUGAUUGAUGUAUAGCUCUAUGCUUAAGCAGCUUAGGAGAGAAAAAGUAUUGUUCCAUAGAUGCUCUGAGUGAUCCAGAGGGAAAUCCACCUGAGGGAUUUCUUACUUUCAUGACUAGGUUUUCUUCAGGUAGGCAUCAUCUCUGCUAUAAUCAUGAAUUGUAUUGAAGAGAGGAAAAAAAUAGAGAACAACAAAAUGAGGAACAAGAGCAAGUGUAGGAAAUCAACCACAUUAAAUUGCAAUGCAGGGAGCAGGUGGGGAACUUUGGUAUUAACCCUAUUAGGCUGUCUUGUUUUGCUUCAUCUAUAUUCUUUAAUCCGCCAAAAUGAACCCCAAAUGAUGGAGAUGACUCAAACACAUAUUGUCCACCAUGAACUGCUACAAGAGUUGGAGAAAGUUGAGGAAGUUUUUAUACAACUCCCUCCACCAAGGAAGCGUUCACCUCGUGCUGCCAAGAGAAGGGGGCCUAAGAGGCCAACCACUUUGAUUGAUGAGUUUCUUGAUGAGUCUUCACAGAUUAGGAACUUCUUCUUUCCCGGUCCGAGGGAUUCUGUGGACCCCAGGAAGGAUUCUGGAAACGAAACACACUAUUAUUACCCGGGGAGGAUAUGGUUGGACACUGAAGGGAACCCGAUUCAGGCUCAUGGAGGUGGAAUUCUACAUGACGAGAAGACAAAAAAGUAUUAUUGGUAUGGAGAAUAUAAAGAUGGGCCUACCUACCAUGCUCACAAAAAAGGAGCAGCCCGGGUUGAUGUUAUUGGAGUGGGUUGCUACUCUUCAAGUGACUUGUGGACAUGGAAAAACGAAGGCAUUGUAUUAGCAGCAGAAGAGAAAAACGAAACACAUGAUCUCUACACAUUAAAUGUUCUAGAGAGGCCAAAAGUAAUAUACAAUGACAAAACAGGUAAAUAUGUGAUGUGGAUGCACAUAGACGACACAAACUAUACUAAAGCUUCUGUAGGUGUCGCCGUUAGCGACUCCCCAAAUGGCCCUUUUGACUAUCUCUAUAGCUUUCGUCCCCAUGGAUUUGAUAGCCGAGACAUGACUGUCUUUAAGGAUGACGACGGGACCGCUUAUCUCAUUUACUCCUCUGUAGAAAACAGUGAGCUCCACGCGGGCCCUCUCAAUGAACAAUACUUAGACGUGACUCGCGAUGCGAGAAGGAUUCUAGUAGGGCAGCACCGGGAAGCUCCCGCUGUGUUCAAGAACCAAGGAACGUAUUACAUGAUCACCUCCGGGUGUACUGGUUGGGCCCCAAACGAGGCCCUAGCCCAUGCAGCUGAGUCAAUAAUGGGCCCAUGGGAAACGAUUGGGAGCCCGAGUGUUGUCGGCGGGAGUAAAAUUUUUCAACUCACGACAUUCUUCUCUCAAAGCACGUACGUGCUUCCCUUGCCCGGGCUGCCUGACGUUUUUAUUUUUAUGGCGGAUCGAUGGAAUCCGGCUGACUUGAGGGAUUCAAGGUAUGUGUGGUUGCCUUUAACUGUGGCAGGGCCUGUAGACCAGCCGCUCGAAUACAAUUUUGGGUUUCCUUUGUGGUCACGAGUGUCUAUAUUUUGGCAUAAAAGGUGGCGUCUACCUUCUUCUUGGCAAGAAGAGAAGUGAAGAAUUUCAGACGAACAUAGGGGUGUUUGCUUUCUUCAUUUGUAUAACUUCAUUGAAGUUGUGCCAGUAAGUAGUGUCACUAUAUGUUAUCAUCCCCCUGUUCAUUUAUUGUAGUGUCUUUUUAUGUGAUAUAAGUUCAAAUUAGCUGACAGUACAAUGAGUAGUUGUAAAUUACUUAAGUAUAGAGCUUUGAUGCGUUUGUUGUAUAAUUUCACAAUUUCAUUUGUUGUUUAGUACAGAGUACAAUUUUGGGGUGUCUACACAGUUUGUGCUGCAUUUGAGCGUAGCCUGCCACGCGACAUGGGGC